This is a messenger RNA of Photinus pyralis (common eastern firefly), 2708 nucleotides long. RefSeq names its product glycerophosphocholine phosphodiesterase GPCPD1-like. Gene Ontology annotation, molecular function: starch binding; glycerophosphocholine phosphodiesterase activity. The coding region runs from base 229 to 2478 and encodes 749 amino acids. The record is from RefSeq and is a predicted model, not a curated record. The transcript has 4 exons. Gene Ontology annotation, biological process: glycerophospholipid catabolic process. Lineage: Eukaryota; Metazoa; Arthropoda; Insecta; Coleoptera; Lampyridae.
CACAAAAGGGUCAAAAAAAUACCUAUAUGCGUGUUCAUUUAUUUCCUUCCACAUAACGAUUUUGCUUUAAUUUUCUUUGCUUAAAAAAGUGACCACGCAUUAAAAUGUUUAAAUACCAUCAUGAAGAAAUGCUUGCACAAAGGGCUUGCAUGAUUUCUAUAUCGAAAAAAAAAUUACAUUACCGUGAAUAUUUGCAUUUUCACAUUUCCAAUUUUCCCUGUCUUGAGAAUGAGAAAGAUGACCACAUCUGCCAAAAUGCAGCGGUGGUUCUUCUUAGAGGAUCCCGAAAAUGCAGAGAAAAGACGCGUCCUGACUGAGGACGAGCUAGAGCAGCUUCAAAGGGACCAAGAGGCCGUAAAAUACAGGCCAUGGCUUUUUCGCGUUCGAGUGCCCGAUUUAAAAAGUGGCGAAACUGUAUGCGUUACGGGCAACGUAAAAAAUUUGGGCGGGUGGGAUCCGAAUCGGUGUAUUGCCUUGGAUCAAGAAGAGGAGUCGGAAGUUUGGUCGAAAGUUAUCAGCGUUCCGGACAAGCAGAAGGUCUAUUACCGAUAUUGUAUCUGCGUUGUUAUCGAAAGUGGAUUGCAAGUGAUCGUUCGAAAUUGGGAAGCAAACUUAGAUGCGAGAAUAAUCGAAAGUCGGGGGUUGUCACCCAUGAACAGCGACGAGCCUUGUUCCUAUGGAGAUUACAAUAAUAUGUGCAGAUCGGAUCGAGGGUGGAUCACCAAAGAAACCGUUGUGCAGUUUAAAAUUUUUAACCCCCCUUCACUGUGGAGACCUCGUUAUGUUAAUCGACCGGUUUUCAUUAAAAUCACGCCUGUGAAUUUGACACGUUACAGCCUCAACUCCCCAACAAGUAUGGCCGAAGCUCUGGAAGAAUCGGUGAGCACAGACAAUGACUCUUUAGAGCGCCCUCGGUACGCAUUCACUGAAGUUGCAAGCCUUUCCAAAGGUGACGAUCGCUUCCAGCCCCAAGAGCAGUUCGGGAAAGAAUUUAAGGGUGGGGACGGCUUAAUUUUUCAAUCGACUGUAUUAUUUCCUCACAAUGUUGCAUUUCUUAUUGAUAUUUACGUAUUCAGUUCACGAGCGGGCGAUAAUGAACCGCCCUAUCAUGCUGGUUUUAGUUACUUACUACCUAGCGCAUUACAAUCUUCUGUCGGAAGUUCUGUGUUGCCCGUCACAAGCACAAAGCAUCGUCCUUUGGGACAGAUUGAACUAGAGUACCUAGUCGUACGACCCGGCAUGAAUUUUAAAUGCGAUAUGGAAGUAUCCUACACAAGACAUUGGAAAAAUUCAUGGUGUGGACUGGAUGUGGGUCACCGAGGGUCGGGGUCUAGUUUCAAGAUUGAACCAAAGAACUGCGCGGAGGUCCGAGAGAAUACCUUGGCAAGUUUGAAGGUUGCAAUUGAACAUGGUGCCGAUUUUGUUGAGUUCGAUGUACAACUCAGUAAGGAUUUGGUGCCGAUUAUUUAUCACGAUUUUCAUGUAUGUAUUGCUAUGAAAAGAAAAAAACAGUUAGAGGACAGUGACAUGUUAGAGUUACCACUGAAGGAUCUAACAUUGGAACAACUUCGACUUCUGAAGGUUUAUCAUUUGUCAGAAGGCAAGACUAAAAAUCCGCGCUUUUUUGACGACGACUUGGAAGAUCACCAACCGUUCCCGACUCUUCAACAGUUGCUAGAAGUACUAGAUCCCCAUGUUGGAUUCAACGUUGAAAUUAAAUGGACGAUGCAGUUGCACGACGGAUCCUAUGAAUUGAAGGACCCUGUUGAUAUUAAUACAUACGUAGAUACAAUAUUAGAGGUUGUGAUAAAACACGCCGGCAACAGAAAGAUAAUUUUUUCGUCUUUUAACGCGGAUGUGUGUACGAUGCUGCGGUUGAAGCAGAACAAGUAUCCCAUAAUAUUCUUAACCGUCGGCCAAUCUGUUAAAUAUCCGCAAUAUCACGAUCCGCGCUGUUUUAGUAUUGAAACUGCAGUUCAUCACGCAGUCAUGUCAGAAUUAUUGGGAAUCAAUGUUCAUACCGAAGAUAUUUUGAGAGAUCCUUCCCAAGUAAAGUUGGCCACCACCGCCGGUUUGAUUAUAUUUUGUUGGGGAGAUGAAAACGCUGAUAAAGCCACGAUAAAGUAUUUAAAAGAAUUAGGUUUGCAUGGUAUUAUUUAUGAUAAAAUCGAUCAGUACUCAAGUAAGGAAGUUAAGGAGAGCAUAUUUUUGGUAGAAGCCAGGGAAUCUCAGAAAGAGCUCAUCAGAUUAGCAGCUGUAGCUGCCGAACAACCGUCAUCGCCACCGCCCAUAUUGAAAGAAUGUAUUUUAGAUGUUGAAAAGGCGAGAGUAGGCCUUGAGAACGAAUCAACAGCCACAUCAUUACAAAGUCUUGAGAGUAUUAUGCCCGAACAAAAUCAUGUAAUAGCCCAAGAGCAUACAACAGCUUUCAAAGUAACAUGGAAACCCACUGAAGAGCAUUGCUGGCUGAUUUCUUGAGGACCUUGACUUGCACAAUCAUUUGAUACGGAUUUUUAAUGUAAUCCAUUAUAGUAAACAGAUCAUGAUACAAAAUGAUGAUAUGCAUGAGAAGUUAAAAUGAAAACUCGUCAUAGUAGCAGUAGAAAGGAGUUUCUUGAGCUUAUUGCAAAUAAUGUAAUAUACCUAUUCUUGGUAUUAUUUUUGUAGAAUGUAAUUACGAGCAAAUAAAUUAUUUAUUAUAGUAACGA